AGCCGCUCGGCUGCGAAACAAGCACCUGCUUGUGGGAUUCUUCCUCAAUUUCAUUCUGAUAUUUCGUCAUAGCAGUUGAAGUGUUGUCAAGUUUUGAACUUUAAAGCUUCUUUCUGUGAUUGAUAAGUCGAGCUAAGGCUUGUUUGUCAAGUAAUAAAAUGCUUGUGUUGUUUGAGACGCCGGCGGGUUUUGCCCUUUUCAAAGUGCUGGAUGAAGGGAAGCUUUCAAAAGUUGAGGACUUGUGGAAGGAAUUUAACAGUGCAGAAACAGCUAGACAGGUUGUCAAAUUGAAAGCAUUUUCUAAGUUUGAGAAUACUUCAGAAGCUUUGGAGGCUGCAACUUUGUUAAUUGAAGGUAAAGCUAGCAAAGGACUACGAAAGUUCUUGCGUGCACAUUGCGAAAAUGAAACCUUAGCUGUGUCUGAUUCAAAGCUUGGGAAUGUGAUAAAGGAAAAGCUGAAAAUUGAAUGUAUUCACAACAAUGCUGUGAUGGAGUUAAUGAGAGGUGUGAGAAAUCAGUUAAACGAUCUCAUAACUGGUCUGUCAUUGCAAGAUAUGGCUCCAAUGAGCCUGGGUUUAUCUCAUAGUCUGUCAAGAUACAAGUUGAAGUUCAGCGCAGACAAGGUAGACACCAUGAUUGUCCAGGCCAUUGGUCUGCUUGAUGAUUUGGAUAAAGAGCUAAAUACAUAUGCCAUGAGAGUUCGAGAAUGGUAUGGUUGGCAUUUCCCUGAGCUCACUAAAAUAAUACAGGAUAACAUCCAGUAUGCAAAGGCUGUCAAACUGAUGGGCGAUCGUGCUAAUGCUGCAAAACUUGAUUUCUCUGAGAUCUUGUCAGAGGAUGUUGAGGCACAACUGAAGGAGGCAGCCGUGAUAUCUAUGGGAACUGAAGUUGGUGAGCUUGAUUUGAUGAAUAUCCGUGAACUGUGUGACCAGGUGUUGUCGCUCUCUGAGUACAGAGCCCAGCUAUAUGAUUACCUAAAAAGCAGGAUGAACACCAUUGCACCCAAUUUGACUGCUCUUGUUGGGGAGCUUGUAGGUGCUCGCCUUAUUGCCCAUGGGGGCAGCUUAUUAAAUCUUGCGAAGCAGCCUGGAAGUACUGUGCAGAUUCUUGGUGCUGAAAAGGCUCUCUUUAGGGCCCUGAAGACCAAGCAUGCUACUCCCAAGUAUGGGCUCAUUUACCAUGCAUCUUUGAUUGGCCAGGCGGCUCCCAAGUUCAAGGGUAAAAUAUCUCGGUCACUUGCAGCAAAGGCUGCAUUGGCCAUCAGGUGUGAUGCUUUAGGAGAUGGCGAAGAUAACUCCAUGGGCUUGGAGAACAGAGCCAAGCUUGAAGCACGGCUGAGGAAUCUUGAAGGCAAAGAAUUAGGUCGAUUUGCUGGCUCUGCUAAAGGGAAGCCCAAGAUUGAAGCAUAUGACAAGGAUAGGAAGAAGGGAGCCGGAGCAUUGCUGACACCAGCUAAGACAUAUAAUCCUGCUGCCGACUCUACUCUUGGCCGAGCAGAUGUGAACACUGAACAGGAGCCAAUGAAAAUUGAAGAUGGAACCCCGGAGCCUUCUGUUAGUGAGAAGAAAGAAAAGAAAGAGAAGAAGAAAGGGAAGGAGAAGAAUGAAGAGGAUGCAGAUGCAGUUCAGGAUCAUGAUAAUGGAGUUGAGGGAAAGGAAAAGAAGAAGAAAAGGAAGCAAUCUGGUGAGAAUGGUGAGUUGAAUGGAGACAAUGAUGCGGAUGUGGGAGAAAAGAAGAAAAAGAGGAAAAAGCAUGCUGAGCAAGAAGAAUCAGCUGAAAUGCCCAAGAAAAAGAAAAACAAAAAGAAGAAAGUAGAGGAUCAAUAGGGAUUGAAUUUGUUGUUAUCAGCUAAUUCAUCUUGCUGGUAACAAUCAGUUUUGCAUUUCUCAGGCUACUCGGUGCUAAAAUUUUAUAUAAAUAUAUAUCAUCAUGUCUAAUUGUUUGUUUUCUCUUCUAAUGGGGUAUGUUGUGUUCAGGAAAUUUUGAUGCUGUGAUAUUUGUGCAUUAAACAUGCUGCUAGUUCUAAACUUUUUUCAAUUCUUGUUCAUACUCACGGCGCAUUCUUUUGCUAACAUGUUGAGCAUGUAACUUUUCAUUCAUCUUGAUGCAAUAUGUUACUGAGGUGAUCUGUCUU
This is a messenger RNA of Neltuma alba, 2134 nucleotides long. Its product is annotated as probable nucleolar protein 5-2. The transcript has 9 exons. The coding region runs from base 159 to 1826 and encodes 555 amino acids. NCBI's taxonomy places the organism in Eukaryota, Viridiplantae, Streptophyta, Magnoliopsida, Fabales, Fabaceae. Gene Ontology annotation, cellular component: box C/D methylation guide snoRNP complex; small-subunit processome. Gene Ontology annotation, molecular function: snoRNA binding. The record is from RefSeq and is a predicted model, not a curated record.